UGACUUAUUUUUGACUUUUCAGCUACUUUCCGACCACAAAUGGUUAACUUGAGAAGCCUAUAAGUUAUAUACCAUUGAUGUUAGUUAUAAGCAAACACCUGUGGUAUUUCUGGACACUGUAGCAAUAUCAAUUCGAUUCUUUUUAGAAUCUUCGAAUGUUCGAGCGCGUUCGCGAAUGGUAUUCUUUCAACAGUUUUCAUUACAAAAAGAUAGCUAACACCAGUAAUGGACGUGCUCGUGUUACCCGCCUUGAAAUGUAUACCUCUACUGUCGCUACUUUGGAGAAUGUGAUCUUUCUGAUCCCUACGAGCCAUGCCGCUCUACCGUUCCCGCAGUUGCAGUGCACCCGGGCAACCACGAGCAAAACGAGGAGCUGUAGAGAUAAACGAAGAAGGUUCGAAGAAACGACAACGGAAAGAAAACCAAUGUGCCAUUCAUUGUACUGACGAAACGACAAGUCUAGCCUCCUUAAAAGAUCUUGACUCAUGGAAAACGCUCCUCAAUGCAGCUGUUAUUCGAAACCAUAAGGGCAUUCUUGAUAUCGCAAAAACUGUGAAGGAAGGAGAACUACCACAAAUUUCGUAUCACAGGAAAUGUCGCAGCAUUUUCACGUUGAAGAGGGAUCUUGAAAAGCUUUCACAAACUCCCAUCAAAGUCGAAGAACAGGAUAGCAAAGCUAGCCCUAGAUCGUCUCCACGACAACCCACAACCCCUCAAGGUAGAGUCUACCAGCGGAUUUGUGUAUUUUGCGAAAAGUCGAAAUACCUGAAAGGAACGAAAACUAGAGAGGCACUUAUUCAGUGUGUUGAUUUACGUGCCGACCACACGAUCAGAAGAGCCGCUGUUAGUAAAAAUGACCCCAGAAUACUUGCUAUCGUUACGAGAGAGCUUGUUGCGGCAGAGGCAUGCUAUCAUAAAACUUGCUACCGAGACUACACUCGUGACGUUCAGGAUCAAACAGGUGUUGGGAAGAACGCAGAAGACGAGCACCUUGAUUGUUCCAACGCAGAGUCGCAAGCGUUUAUGAUACUGUAUGACUACAUCAGAUCUGAUCUGCUGCAGAAUCCAAAGAUAGUCAGCAUGACGCAGUUGUAUAUGAAAUUCGCAUCAUUUGUCAAUUCGCAAGGGGUAAAGGAAGUCAAAGAUUCCACGAGGACACACUUCAGGAGAAAACUUGAAGCAGAAUUCCAUGACACGUUAGACUUUGAAGAGCUCUUUGGCAAUAACAAAGUUUUUGUUAUCCCGCGAAGUCUCUCCAGGCUGGAUCUAGCCAGGUUUGCUGCAGACAAGUGCAACACGGAUGAAGAACAUCGAAAACCGCGCUCCGCUUACGGGAAGCAAUCCAGGGACAAGAGAGCAAAGUGUCAUGGCCGCCUAAACCUUGUGAACUGACAGAACAUGCUGUGAGCAU
Molecule: messenger RNA, 1411 nt
Organism: Branchiostoma belcheri (Belcher's lancelet)
Lineage: Eukaryota; Metazoa; Chordata; Leptocardii; Amphioxiformes; Branchiostomatidae
Exons: 3
Coding region: 313-1392 (359 amino acids)
Source: RefSeq, a predicted model, not a curated record